Messenger RNA from Macroventuria anomochaeta, 426 nucleotides. RefSeq lists its product as uncharacterized. Gene Ontology annotation, cellular component: intracellular membrane-bounded organelle. The transcript is spliced from 2 exons. Lineage: Eukaryota; Fungi; Ascomycota; Dothideomycetes; Pleosporales; Didymellaceae. The record is from RefSeq and is a predicted model, not a curated record. Gene Ontology annotation, biological process: vesicle-mediated transport. The coding region runs from base 1 to 426 and encodes 141 amino acids.
AUGGCGCAAUCAAGGUGCUACUAUGACCGUUAUGGUGUACGACGAUGCUAUCGCCAGUCCGCAUGGAACUCCUGGGUGCGAUGGGUCGUCCUCGCAGUCGUUGUAGUCGGAUUCCUGCUGCUCUUCUUCCUCUGCAGCUGCCUAACCGCUCGCCGCAGGCGCAAGGCCGGCCGCACGCCCUUCUACGGCACUGGCUGGGCGGCGCGACCAAUGAACGGCAACAACGCACAGCCCUACUACAACAAUAACUACCAGAACAACGCACCCGCUCCUCCUUACCCCGCCGCGACAAACAACAAUAACAACGGUUACUACGGUCAGCAGAACGGUGUCGAGCUCCAGAGCCCGCAGCCCACGUACGGUGGCAACCAGCAGUACGCUCCGCCUCCGGGCCCACCUCCGGGCAAGGACGGUGUUAUCCGAUAA